UUAUUUUCAGGUGGGUCAGAGUCACAGCGUGCACAGGUUCACGGUUGACCUCUCGAGGAACGGCACAGCGGGAGACCCCUUUCUAAGCAACUCAAGUUUGCGGUGAUUCAGUCCAGGCCUUCUGAGGAGACAGCCUCUUACCUUAAUGAGUGACACAGAAUUAGCAGAGUCUCCGUCGGAUGAUCAGGACUAUGGUGAUCCAAGGACCUAUGACCCAGAUUUCCAGGGACCCACUUCGGACAGGAGUUGUACGGAUCUUCUGUGCUGUGUGAUCUUCACACUGUUUGUUAUGGGCUACAUUCUGUUAGGACUCGUGGCUUGGAUACAUGGUGACCCCAGGAGAGUGGCCUAUCCUACAGACAGCCAGGGACACUUUUGUGGCCAGAAGGGAACCCCCAACGAGAACAAGACCAUCUUGUUUUACUUCAACCUGUUCCGGUGCACCAGCCCAUCCAUGAUGCUGAAGCUACAGUGCCCCACUACGCAGAUCUGCGUCUCCAGGUGCCCGGAGAAAUUCCUAACCUACUUGGAAAUGCGGUUUUUGAACAAAAAAGACAAAACCCAGUGGGAAUACUAUCGCCAGUUCUGCAAGGCCACGGCCAGUCCUGCAAAGUCUCUCUCAGAUCUUCUGUCCCGCGGCGACUGUCCCCCAGCAGUCUAUCCAAGCAGACCUUUCCUGCAGAGGUGCCUGCCCGACUUCUCAACCAUCAACAGGACUUUAAUAGUAGGAAGUAGGAUGCAAUUUGACGACGGAAGCGGGAAGAGCAGAAACAUCAUAGAGCUCAGGGAGGCUGCGAACGGCAUUGGUAAAAUCCUUGAUGCCAGGACAAUCGGGCUGAAGGUGUUUGAAGACUAUACGACUACGUGGAAAUGGAUUCUCAUUGGCCUGACCGUUGCCAUGGCACUGAGUUGGAUUUUUUUGAUGCUCCUGAGGUUCACAGCCGGAUUCCUCUUCUGGGUCUUCAUGUUUGGUGUGCUUGGAAUUAUAGGAUAUGGAAUAUGGUACUGUUAUGUGGAAUACAUUGGCCUUCAGCACAAACCACAGUCAGCCAUCAUGAUAUACGACAUUGGGAUUCAGACUGCCAUCAACAUGAUCUUUCACUUGAAACAGACUUGGUUCUCAAUGAUGAUCAUCUUGUGCGUCAUUGAAGCCAUCAUCAUCAUUGUGCUGAUCUUCCUCAGGAGGCGGAUCCGGGUGGCCAUCAUCCUGCUCAAGGAAGGAAGCAAAGCCAUUGGCUACAUCCCCAGCACGUUAGUCUACCCCGUGGUAACUUUCGUCUUGCUGUCAAUCUGCAUUUCCUACUGGGCUGUGACAGCCAUUUUCCUGGCUACAUCAGGGGUGCCAAUAUUCAAAGUCAUGGUCCCGGAAGGGGGAUGUAUACACGAAGACGAAACUUGCGACCCAGAGGUUUUUCCUGAGACUCACAUUCCCGUAGUCUGCCCUGGGGCGUCAUGCAACUUCGCUUUCUACGGUGCGAGGAGCGUGUAUCAUGAGUACAUCAUCGUCUUCCAGAUCUACAACCUCUUUGCCUUUCUCUGGCUCGUAAACUUUGUCAUAGCCUUGGGCCAGUGCACCCUCGCCGGCGCCUUCGCCUCUUACUACUGGGCCAUGAGAAAACCCGAGGACAUCCCCAGGUACCCACUCUUCUUGGCGUUCGGACGAGCAGUGCGGUACCACACGGGGUCUCUAGCCUUUGGAUCUCUGAUCCUCGCAUCAGUCCAGAUGUUUAAAGUGAUCAUAGAGUACCUGGACAGUCGACUUAAAAAGGCACAGAACAGUGUUGCCCGGUUCCUACAGUGUUGCCUACGGUGCUGUUUCUGGUGUUUGGAAAAGAUGGUGAAGUUUUUAAACAGAAAUGCCUAUAUCAUGAUUGCAUUAUACGGUAAAAACUUCUGUGCAUCGACACGAGACGCUUUCUAUCUGCUUAUGAGAAACAUUUUGAAGGUCGCAGUUACAGAUGAAGUCACGCACUUCAUACUGCUCCUGGGGAAAAUCCUGGUCUCCGGGAUUGUAGGUGUCCUGGCCUUCCUACUCUUCACAGAGAGACUGCAAGAGAUUGUAGAAGGACCAACAACCUUAAAUUACUACUGGGUACCUUUUCUGACUCUUGUGCUCGGAUCUUACCUGAUUGCUCAUGGGUUCUUCAGUGUCUAUUCGAUGUGCGUUGAAACCAUUUUCAUCUGCUUCUACCUGUAUCCCUGUGACUUCGCCCUGCAGAAGGUUUUUGAAUUCAGCUUUCAGUGGAGGAAGAAAGCCGGUGGGUCCGUUCAGAUUUCACUCUAAGGCAAUAGACCAGUGGCCUCUUCUAUCAGUGGAAGACCUGGAAAGGAACGAGGGCUCUCCUUCCAAACCCUAUUACGUGACCCCGGCCCUAAAGGACCUCUUGAUGGAGCCAGGCGAGGAGAAGAAGAAUAAGAAGCGGUAGGAGAGCCAGGUGGGCAUCCGGCCGCCUGUGUCACCUCCUGCUCCGCGGUGUGGGUCCAGCACUCCUGCCACAGUGCUUUGGUUGGGGACAUUACGUAUCCACAGCCUCGCUGCUGCUUGGCGUUCGCGGCUCAUAUCAAAGCCCACAAUGUAACCCGUGAAGCCAUCAGAAGGCGCAAGGGGAUUGUUAAUAACAUGCAACAUUUUUAUACUAAGAUCUUUCGGCUUGUAUUUUCUCUUUUUGUUUGUUUGUUUGUUUUGUUUUUACAUAAAGUGGCUUGGACGUUUUGAAAACUAUACUGAAUACAUUCCUAUUCUUUUUUAGCAUUAACUCAAUGAAGGACUGUGAUUUAAAUCAAUAGCUCCUAAUGUAUGUUUUGUUUGUUUUGUUUUGUUUUUUGAGAUGACAAUUAAAAGGCUUCUGCAGAGAAAAUUGAUAAUUAAAGCAAGGCCCCUGUCCCCCCACUCCUGUCUGAUAGCCAACCGGUUAAGCGGGCUGCCCGCCUUGGCUUUUGCCUGUCUAAGCCGAGAAUGCCUCCUGUGAGAGCUGUCCAGCCCUGAGCACUCAGUAGCUCUCUCACAAGUGCCUUCCUGGCUGGCCAGCACUUCCCGCGUCUUGUGGGAAAGUGUGGAGACCUUGUCUGAAGAAACCACACCCUGCAACAUCGAGGGACGAAAAGUCUCCUCACGUUUUUCAUUUGUUUGUUUUUGUUUGUUUGUUUGUUUUUUCAGUUUGUUUUGUUCUGUUUUGUUUCCAUCUUGCUCUGUGACCGGACGCCUCUGAUCAUUUAACUACCCCUGACAACCCUCCACACCAGAGGAGUGUGUGACACCAACAAUUCCCCUUGCGCCUCGUGGGCGUUCACAAAUGUGUGCUACCCCCAAGCAAAGCAGCCCCCUGAGAGAAACGCCUGCUGGGUUUGUCUUUGCUUUUACUAGAAGACGUUUUUUAAAGUGUAACCAUUUUCUAUAACUAGUUCCUUAAAAAUACAGUCGGCCAGCAUCUACACAUCCCAUGUCUUGUGGGAGUCACACAGGGAAACUUUUCCCCCCUCAGAGGGUGGCAACAGGUGCGCCCUGUGCUGAAAACAAAAACAAAAACAAGAAAAACCUCUGUAACUCAUGACUCCAACAUGGGAGCCUGCUCUGUAUACAUCAUUCUGCUGACAACGUUUUUAUAUGAAACAACUUGUUUACCUGUUGGCUUUUUUAUAUUAUUAUUGUGCCAGCAGAAACAAGAACUGUUUUUGAUUCAGUGUUAAAUAAUUUUGUGAGGAUGGCUAAGCUGGAAAACUGACUGAGUUUUUACCAACUCAGACUCAGAGCAAGUCAGCCCCAAGGUGGAGAUUAAAUGAGUCAAUCAUUCGUAACUUACUAUCCGUUUGUCAGUGAUCUGUUUGUUGGAGGGUCACUUUAGAUACUUUUAUACCAAAAAGUUCCCACUAGCGCCUUGCGGUGUGGGCUCUUCCCCCCUCCCGCCCCACGCCUGGUGGUUUGGGCUCUCCUGAGCCCAUGGCGGCAUGGGUUAUGUAGUCACUGUGUCUCUGCUAUGCAGGAACACUGAAAGUGUAUGGUCUAAAUACCUUUGGUAGUUACAAUGGUUAAUAUUUAAUGGCAUUUGUUGUUGCUCAUUGUAUAUUUGGUUUUUUUCUUCUAAUAAAGAUUUUGAUAACAGA
Messenger RNA from Mesocricetus auratus (golden hamster), 4101 nucleotides. It is a transcript of the gene Slc44a5, whose product is annotated as solute carrier family 44 member 5. Gene Ontology annotation, molecular function: transmembrane transporter activity. Gene Ontology annotation, biological process: transmembrane transport. Bases 146 to 2284 code for a protein of 712 amino acids. The record is from RefSeq and is a predicted model, not a curated record. NCBI's taxonomy places the organism in Eukaryota, Metazoa, Chordata, Mammalia, Rodentia, Cricetidae. Gene Ontology annotation, cellular component: membrane. The transcript is spliced from 25 exons.